Molecule: messenger RNA, 6051 nt
Organism: Pomacea canaliculata
Lineage: Eukaryota; Metazoa; Mollusca; Gastropoda; Architaenioglossa; Ampullariidae
Product: sorting nexin-19-like
Exons: 10
Coding region: 900-1799 (299 amino acids)
Cellular component (GO): early endosome membrane; intracellular membrane-bounded organelle
Molecular function (GO): phosphatidylinositol binding
Source: RefSeq, a predicted model, not a curated record
ACACCUAGUCCAACCCAGUUAAUCAAAUUCUUUCAGCGCAUACGCAAGGCAUCAGCUGAACCUAAGAAAAUGUCUCUCUCUCCUGCUGAAGUAAAAUCAUUGGGAUCUCCACCAGCUGACUUGGAAAAUAAUGCUUUCAGUUUCAGUUCUCUUGAUAGCACUACAUCCUGUGCAGUCUCCACAGAUCAGUCUGUAACGGGGUUAGUGGUGCCAUCUGUGCAAGUGACUGAUGAAAGUGAUAAGCACGAGGAUGAUAUUGUCUCGAGCUCAAGCUCGAGCCUCAACUCUUCCCCCUUCUACAGUGUAAUUGGUGUGUCGUCAUAUGAUGUUAUGCCAACAGAAAACAAUGCCCAAGAAAAUCAGAAAAACACAGAUGUUGCAUUUGACCUGAAUGAGGAGGGGGAGGAGAGCAGGGAGAUUAGUGAUGGAAGGUCAGGGCCAUCACUGGAUAGUUCCUUCAUCUUCCAGGACAUCUCCAUUGCUUGGACAAUGACGUGCCAACAGUUCCGCAGCAAUUCUCAGUUCACUCUUUACCAAAUUGAGUAUGAAGCUCUUCACUUCUCUGAUACGGGUAUACCAGUUCUACGAACAGGAUGUGUUAAACGUCGUUAUCGAGAAUUUGUCAACUUGAUGUUACGCCUGGAAGAUAACUCCGCAUACAAAAAGCUACUAAAAGAUAUAAAGGGCCCCAAGCGCUGGGUGUCAUUACCAUUUAAGAACAUGGAUAAGAAAACAUAUCUACUCGUCAAAAGACACUGGAGCAGUUUCUAAAGGCCUUGAUACAAGUGGAGGCUGUGUGUAAUGGCCCAGAACUGCGGGAAUUCCUGGCUUAUGAAGGUGACUCCCACAUUGCAUUUGUCCGCAGAACUACAGAAAUCAAUGUUCCUCGCCUGGACAAGAUGCUGGUCAAAACCAUGUCAGGUGUCUUUGAUAAGCUCAAGAAUCUUCCCAGCCUACCUCAGGAGGUCAUCUCAGGCAUUCGUGGUCGUGAUAACACAGCUGAUAAAAAAGAUGAUGCUCACCUUCUUCGGGAUGCAGAUGGCAUAGUGCUGACCACGGAAUUUUCCCAACAAAUGCCUCACAGCAACCUUAUGAAGGACUUUUGUGAGAAAUUUGUCAGUGAUGUUCAACUAGAGGGUCUUAUUCCCAGGAGCCCUGCCUCUCCUUUGACACUUUUGCUACAGGAUGAGAGUUUAAAUCUCUCAGACCACAUGCUUGCUCAGGUGCCCAGACUGGAUAGCAGCGGAGCAGAGUCAUCAAAGCAAGAAGCUAGUGCCACUGAAGGUGACUCCGGUACAGGGAAUUCUGCAGAAGGACUCACAAUGUAUGAUGCAGGAGCGAGUCUACUAGUGCAGCUUCUUCCUAGUCAGCAUUGGUUGUGCCACGAGAGAGUCAUGAGAGGCAUGCGUAAUCUUCUCGGCAGAAAGAUAGAUAGGUGGCUACGCAACUCAGUGUCAAGCCUGACAACUGAGGAAAGGUGCCUGUACUACAUCCGCUUGCUCCGAGAAAACGUUUGGCCAGGUGGAACUUUCAUGUCAGGAGGGAGAACAGAAAAAUCAAUGGAGGAAAAACUGGCUACAAAGGCUGUGGCAAAAUGUCUCCUUCUGGAAUUCUUUCCAGGUGUGGUGCAGCACUUGCUGGGCACAGAGAGUGUGGACAGUGCAGUGGACAAAUUCUUGGGGUCUUUCCAAAACCGCAGACUAAAUAAGCACUUCCUCUAUUCAUCCCUGGAUAAACUUUUGGAAAAACUAUUUCCGGAGAUGUUGGACCCUAGCUUCCAGAGUCGAGUCCUUACAUGAUGCAGUGUUGUUGAGCCCUGGAUCCUGGUAUUUGUAGCACCCUGUCCUAAAUAUGUCCACUAACUAAUGAUAUAUUUUUAGCUGUAAAACACUUUGAGUGCUCGGAGGGUGCAUGUCUUGCUAGUCAGGUGUAGGAGUGAAAAUGUAAGUUAUUGCCAUAUAAAGCUUGUCAUAAUGUAUGGUGUGCAAGAGAGAGGACAUGGCAUACUGUGUAAUAAUUAUAAUUGCUGCUGUGAUGCAUGCACACUGUGUGUGAGGUAUAUAGACUUGAUGUGCUGCAUAUUAUGUGAUGUGUUCUGUUUAUGACUGACAUUUUGUAUUCAGACUGAAAUACAGCAUAUAGUCUCCAGUGAUUAUGUCAUAUGUGCUAUCAUGGUUGAGAUGUGAUUUGUGAUAAAAAAAAAAUAUUUGCUUUUGUAUCUGCUUGUUCAGGUCCAUAUUUCCAGGCAAACAUUUAUGUUUUUGCAAAUAUAGAUGUGCACUAGGUGCAUGCAUUCAGAUGUAUGAGUGGUAUGCACAUACUAGCAGGUGUAACUGCCAUCUGCUGUUUUACAGAAAUAUGUAUGAUGAUGUUUGUCACAUUGCACUUCAUGGAUAGUAUCAGCAUCCUAGUCUGCUUCAGUCACAUGUUGCAGAAGACAAGAGACAGUGUGUUAGAGCAUGUUUUAUAAAGUUGGGUAUAUUUUGCAGCAUGUUUCUUAACUUUUUGUAUUAUUCAUAUGAUAAUAACCAACUAUCCCUAAAAUGCUGAAGUUCCCUUUGUCAAAAGUAAAACCCUCAGAGCACCAACAUUCACAUGUUAGAGUUAGUUUAUCUGCCAUUUUCAUCAUAACAGAUCUUUGUUUUUUCCUUUUUUUGGAAGGGGAGUGUGCUUCACUGGCUUCCUUUUCCAUGAAAAAUGAAAUAGUAUAAAUCUGUAUCAAUUCCAGGUAUUGUAUAUAUUGUUUCAGCAUUCUCAGUUUUAUUUCUGAAGCUAUUGUGCCUAGUGGUGCUAUGAUACAUUUUGCUAUUUGUAGCUUUUUGUUUUGAGCUCAUUUAACAUUAUCACAGUCUAAAACACUUUGAAUGUUCUAACCCAUAUAGGGUCUGUGUACAUGCCUUCAUUUCUGUCAGUACAAUGUAUACACUUGAAUGAUUUUCAAAAGAACUAGGUGUGCUUUGUCUGUGUGAUACAACAGUACCUAACAGUUGUGUGAGUGGUAGGUAUCUGUAAUGCACAACUGAAAUUUGUCCCAUCACCUGUACAGCGCCUUGGAAUCAAUAUGACUGUUGAGUCUCUAGCAAAUGUUUAGUUGUCAGAAGAAUCUAUGAGCAGUGAACAUGAAUGUACAGCACUCUUGUAUGAUGAUAAGCUUGUCACUGUAUGGUAGUUAUGGUCAUAAUUGUUUAUAUCAUGAUCAUAGUAUGUAGUAUAAGCAUAUCAACAGCUCCUUACCAUGUUUCUACAGGGUAAGCAUAUUUACAGCUGUUUUCUUUGUCACCAGUGGAGUAUUUUUGCAGCUGUUUACACUUUAUUACGAUGGGCAUUCAAAUGAAAUGUUGCAGAUGGCGGGCAGAUGUCAGUCGAGCAUCCACAUUUCAUUUGACUGCCUCUUAUAUCAUUGUUCCUCACGCAUACUGUCAGCUGACUGUGUUUUGUCCUUACAACAUUUAUAGUAUCAAAGCAUGACACAGAUGAUUUAAAGUGAUGGUACACUCUAGAAAACAGUUUGUUUUAAAGAUUUUUUAUAACAUUAACACUUUGACCACACAUAUCUCCAAGACUUUUAAAGAACAUGCUUGAAAAUUUAGAUAAUAGUUUACACUUUACAAAGACACUAAAAUCAAUGAUCUAUGUUUUUGAGUACUGUUUGAAAGUUAUUUUGAAAAAAAAUAGUACAGUAAAAAAAAAAUCAUUGAUUACAGAUUGAUGAUAAAUUUUCCUUGUAACUACAUAAAACAUAUAUUUUUAGAUUGUUAUUUUAUAUUUGAUUAUUCCAAAUUCACAAAAUGUUAUUAGAAAUCUUUAAAACAAAACACUUUUCUAGUGUGUACUGUCACCUUAAGACGGGAAAAAACCUCAUUUUCAGAUGAACAUUUCCAAGUCUUUUAUGUUUCAGAAAUUUAGGGGACAGUCGUAAUUCUUUUUUUGGCUGCUGUCUUAGUGCUGUUAUAAACAUGCACUUAAGGCUAGCAGAGUUUUCAGGUGCACACUUCUAAUCCAUUUCUUUAAGUAUAGUGGGAAGAACAGCAGCAUUUGCAAUAUGCUUGUUAAUGGCUGAAUCAGUGGUGAAUAAGUCCUGUAAUAGGAGAAGCAGCUUGUUAUUGUUUUUGUCAGCAUUAGAUGCUAGGCUCACUCAUGUAGAUUUGUAUCAAAUCACACAGAACCAAGAGAAAAGAAAAAUUAUUCAUUUUUGUUGUUCAUAGAAAGUGUUAACACUCUUAAUGAUGCACAUAAACUGUUAUGCUUUAUUGGAAAAUUUGGUAUGAUCAUUUGAAUCUCAUUUGAAUACAUUAUAUGUUCAUUUAAAAUAAGUGCUCCUAGCAACCAAUGACAGCUAAAGAAUAAGAGACAGUCCUGUAGUGCAACACAUUGAGGAUCAUGCAUCAUCUUCGCACUGCAUUAUAUCAUGCACUUUGCCUUACAAAGAGUUAUUUGCUGGUGCAAACUUCUUUACCAUCUAGUUGUGCCAUGUCUCAUUUCAUAUUGUGCAAUAUGUAAGUGACGAUUACUAAGCUGCCAAACAGACCAGCUCAGGGAUGUGAAGAAAAUCUAUUGCCUUUGGGCUGUUGAAAAUACUUUGUUAGAUGUCCAGGCUUUUGUUCAGAAGGUAAAGGUAGACCCAUAACAUGUGAAAGUGAGUUGUUAGAAACCAUACUUCUCUCAUGCCAGGUUUUUUUGUUCCUGCGCAGCCUUUUCUUUCUUCAAUCCUCUGGGAGUUCAAGUACCCAGCUGGGUCAACUGGGGAAAUACAGCGUGAGUGUUCUAACCACUCAGCUGUCUGCAUCCCCAAAGUUUUGACUAACAUAUUAUAUGAAAACACCUGCAGCAACUGUUCGGAUCUUUUGUGAACAUUUAGCCAAUCGUAUGCAAGAGCCUGAAGAGGAGUACAAGCGAUGUCCUGUCAAGAUUUGUUUCCCCUUUAUUCCACUAUCAUUUUCAUGACAACUAACAUUAAAAUACCUAACAUUAUUUAUGAGUAUUUUAUCAUAUUGGAUAGCUUGUUUGAAAGAACUGGUUGAAAGCAAGUGGGGACCAAUACAUAAAAGCUUUUGCUUACAAAGUGUAAUUGAGCAGCUGAUAAUUGACAUUCCGGACAAAGCCAAUAGUAUUCCAUACUUUUGGGGCUUAUCUUGAGCCAUUCUCUUCUCUUUGUGAAAAGUAAAUGCUAUGGAGAAGUUAAAAAAAAAUUACAUGUUUAUUAUUUCUUGUGGAAUAAAUUUUGGAUGUGAUAAGUUGAGCAAAAUUUUUUUUAAACAAAAUAUGUGGCUUGUUCAAUUUUCAAUAUUAAAUGUGUUGGACAAAGAACAUUUUAAAUGACCAAUUAUGAAGUUUCACAGUUCUGUUUAUAUGUGGGGUUUUAUGAUUGUUAAAAUAUUUUAGAGUUUAUGUUCUGUUAUAUAGUUCCAGGUUUUACAGGAAGAAUGCUGUGAUAAUGUAAAGGAAGUUUCAGAACUGUAAGAUAACCUGUCAUUAUUAUAGCAUGCAUGCAUGUGGGUCAUAACAUCAUUUUGCAUGUCUUUUUUAAUUUUGACAUUAUGGAAUUCAUAAGACACAUUCAAAAUGCAAGACUGCAUAGCAUAUACUUUGCUGGGUGUGUUGGCAGGCCCAAGAUUACUUCCUUGUUUGUGGAAAACAUUUUUGAGUUUAACAUUCUUCUUGUGCAGGAACCUUGUCACACAAUUUGAAUCAUCAUGUCUACUAGCAUGCAGCAGAUUAAGAAAACAGCACAGCUAUAUUCUGAUGAGAGUGCAAUCUUUUGUAGACUCAGCAUGCAUUUUUGUGGCCUAUUGUGUCAGCUUGAUGACAUUCCUAAAUAUCACUGUUUUUAAAAAGAUAUAUGGAUACAAAAACAAAAAAAAAUAAGGAUCCUGUUCAUGUUUCUUUUUUUCAGAAUAUUUUAGCUGGGAAACUGUGGAUUCCUGUAUAUAUUUGUGUAUGCAUGGAUCCAAAAUUUGGGAUUUUACUAUUGCUCUACCCAUUUUCACCAUUCAAAAAUAAAAGGCACAGAGCCUUCUAGGAAGGCUUGUAAUGUGUUGAAUGUUUACAUUC